UCGACACCGCUGACCCAGAAAAAAUUACGCUGGUUUUGUUGUGUGAAAAUAUAUAGAUCCCUCACUUACCUGAAGUGGAGUGCAGCUUCAUACAUCGUCAAGAAAGACUUUUUACAAAAUGGCUGGAGAUAAAAUGAAACUUUACUGGAUUUCUGGAAGCACGCCCUGUUGGAGAGUACUGAUAGUACUUGAAGAGAAGUGCCUUCAAAAUUACAAACAGAAACAGGUGGACUUCGUGAAACAGGAGCAGAAGGGUGAAGAGAUCGUCAGCCGUAACCCCAGAGGGCAGGUACCGACGUUUGAAGACGAUGGUGUAAACAUCUGUGAAUCUCAUGCGAUUUGUGACUAUCUCGAGAGAUGUUAUGGUGACUGUGGCAAGAGGCUUAUCCCUAAAGAAAGGGCAGUUAUGUCACAGGUAUUACAGCGAAUGCACGAGGCACACAACAACUUCCAGCAAGCGGUGAUAGAAAACAUCAUCUAUUAUUGUAUGAAGACGGACCAAACAAAAUGGGAUAAGGACCUGCUAGAAACAAAAUUUGAAUUUGCAAGAAAUGAACUGAAUCGUUGGGAGGCAUACCUAACAAAGGUCCACGAGGCAGGCAACGACUACAUCGUGGGGGACGAUUUCACAAUGGCGGAUGUGUACCUUUACCCGCACGUGGCGUUCUGUGUGCGAUUCGGACUCGACAUAUCGAAGUAUCCUGAACUGAUGAAAUAUUAUAACACGCUGGCUCAGCGACCUAGCAUUCACAAAACAUGGCCGCCAUCAUGGAAAAAAACAAACGACAGGUUUGGCUUCCUUGAUAAACUCUGAUCGACCGUGAUAAGGAUGUUGUCAGCACGGAAAUCACGCCCGGAUAUCAACAAAAAAGUUUUGGUACAAAACCCAAUUAUCAAAUAUACUAAAUUUGUAAUAAUGGAGUAUAAUGUUGAUAAGGGGUUCUAUCGGCAGCUGUGCUGAAAUCAUGUGUUUUACUUCAUUAGCAGGGUAUUCUUCAGCAAGGGCCUUGUAUUUAGGUCGAUAUGACCACAUACACAUUAAAUAUGUAAAAGUGCCAUAUGAAUCAUUUUUUCAAUAUUCGUGAUUGAAUAUAUUAAGUAUUUCUGUUAGUUUUAAAUUAACAGUGUGACCAAGGUUAUUUUUUGUUUAUCUUUUGGCUCAACAUCCAUUGAGUUAUAUCAUCAUUGAAAUAUUUAUGAAAUAAACUUUCGUUUAUUCAGAAAACAAAAACUAUUUAUGUAAAUUGAUUAUCAUUAUUAUAGAUAAUCAAGUUCGUUUGUUAUUACAUACAGAGGAAUGCCAUUGAGGAUAUAUUUUAAUUUACAAAGUUCCGGUGUUUUAUCGCAAACCUUAACACUUAUUUACAGAAUAAUUGCAAUCGAAAAUUCAAUUAAUCCUGUUCCUGUUCAAAAAGUGCUAAAUUAUUGAAUAGUGAGAACUGAUGUCUUCUGACUCCGUUUUUCUUGUUAAGCGGUACUUGUCAGGAAGAUUACCAAAAACCAGGUAGACCAAUUGGUUUGAGUGUCCGACUAGAGUUCGGAGGGUCCCUAGGUUCGAAUCCCGGUCUGGCCGUGCCUUUUUAUAUUUCCUAUUACAAUGUACGCGGCCAUACCUAGAAACUAUUUGCUAGUUAAACUGGCGGUUCUUAGCUUGAAUUGUUUGGUAAGAUUACAUAACUAGUUACACUGGUGGUAAUUAACUUGAAAUGUCUGUAAAAACACGAUCGUUUACUAGUUUUCUCAGGAAAAUUAGACAAUUAGGCCAGCCAUUAAUAUAAAAUAAAUUGUAUUUUUUGCUCGGUCAAAAAUAAAUAUAUAAUAUCAAGUAUAUGAAUAGUUUCAUCCUUUGACAUUAUCAUCAAAGCUAUUUAUGAUAACUUUUUCUGUCAAUGUGUGCCCACUUAUUAUGCAAUUAUUUUUUAUAUUCAUUAUUAUGUCA
This is a messenger RNA of Mizuhopecten yessoensis (Yesso scallop), 1939 nucleotides long. RefSeq names its product glutathione S-transferase A-like. The transcript has 6 exons. NCBI's taxonomy places the organism in Eukaryota, Metazoa, Mollusca, Bivalvia, Pectinida, Pectinidae. The coding region runs from base 119 to 814 and encodes 231 amino acids. The record is from RefSeq and is a predicted model, not a curated record. Gene Ontology annotation, biological process: glutathione metabolic process. Gene Ontology annotation, molecular function: glutathione transferase activity.